Messenger RNA from Chenopodium quinoa (quinoa), 1059 nucleotides. RefSeq lists its product as uncharacterized. NCBI's taxonomy places the organism in Eukaryota, Viridiplantae, Streptophyta, Magnoliopsida, Caryophyllales, Amaranthaceae. The record is from RefSeq and is a predicted model, not a curated record. The transcript has a single exon. The coding region runs from base 323 to 874 and encodes 183 amino acids.
GGUGUGCUUUGAAAAAGUCUUUACUUUUGCAUUUUCUUAUAAUUUUAUGCUAAUACAGGAAAAAGUCUUUACUUUUACACACUAACCUUCCUUUUAUAUUACCUCAUUUCCUUAAAUUUGUUCAUACAUCUUCAUCCAACACCUAAAUCAUACCGCCUUUUUAUUUCUUAGCAUCCAACUUUAAACCAACUCUUGUUUUUAUUUCUUCAACUAAACCCACUUUUUAUUUUUGUUUUCUUCUCCUUUAAAACCCACUCAAAAAUUUAAAUUAAAUCACCAAAAACAAAGAUCCAAACAAAAUCAAAGUUUAACAAAUUCAAUAAUGAAGAGCAAAACUCCUCAAAAUAAGUUCAUGAAAAUUAUAACAAUCCCUAUUAGAGCUCUAGCAAAAGCUAGAGACUUUUACGUCCGAAGCAUGAACAACUACGCGGAUAGAGCAUGCUAUGGUGGAGCUUCAACAUUUGCCGAUCCAUUACCGAGAAGUUUUAGCUCGAACUCGACUCGAUCACGAGAUAACGAUGACUUCAUAGAGCUUGUACGUGCCGCAUCAACAAGUAGGCUAGGGAAUAGGAUUAAUCUAAACACUACAUCAACACGUACACUUUCGUCGUCUAAUCACGCUACAAACACGGACAAUAAUAGAUUUAAGGCUAGAGAUAAUUUCAACAAUUUGAAGGGUGUUCCAAGGAGUGCAAGCGUUGGUAUGGCGAAAAUCGAAGAAGAUAAGCCUAUUGAAUUUGAUGAUAGAUUUGAUGGUGGUAAUAAUGUUGGUGUAAAUAAAGGUGGUAAUAAGAAAAAUAACAAAUUUGGAAUUUUUCCUAGGAGUAGGAGUUACGCUGUUGGUUCUACGACGGGGUCUUCUGCUGUGUUUUGAGAAGAUUAAUGUGUAAUUUUCUUGAAGUUUUUGUUUUAUUUAGCUUUGUUUUUAAGAAUUAAUAUUUUUUCGGAUCAUGGAAAAUGUGGUCCUGUUUCUCUGUAAAUAGCUUAAUGUUAUGAUCUGAAGAGUGUUUUAUAUUUUAGGAAAUUUUGACUUUUGCUACCUGUCAAACAGGUCGAAUC